This is a messenger RNA of Fusarium coffeatum, 864 nucleotides long. RefSeq lists its product as uncharacterized. Bases 1 to 864 code for a protein of 287 amino acids. The record is from RefSeq and is a predicted model, not a curated record. Lineage: Eukaryota; Fungi; Ascomycota; Sordariomycetes; Hypocreales; Nectriaceae. The transcript is spliced from 4 exons.
AUGUCGAGAGCAUCCCGAAACCCUCCCCCAGCCAGUGCCGGUACUGGACGACAAAACGAAUACUUCGUCCCUCGCGAUGGCAUCGACCGUGAAGUCAUCUCCGCCGAUAUCUGCCGUUAUUUGGGCAACGACGCUCUCGUGCGUCCCGGUCACUACGAGAACCCCCAGACAGGCCAGGCCGUGCAAGGCUACUACAUCACUGCCUACAGAAAUCUAACAACUGCUAUGAUUGAGGACCUAAAAGCGGAUUCUGCAAGAUGGGAUAGUGAAAGGCGUGCGCAGACUUCACGCAAUACCUCCGGAGUGCAAUACCGCUACUCGGAGACGCAUCAGUCGCGUCAGCAUCACGGUCCUACCGAGGGCCCCUACUCGACCGACCCUUACGCUCGUGACUCCGGCUUUGAUGGACCCAGGUACCCAGGAACAGGUGCUCCCGGCUACACUGGUGCCGCUGGUUCAUACAGCCAAUCUUAUGGCGGCUCAAGUAGUGGCUUUGCCGGUUAUACACAAGCUCAGCAAUCACCUCCCCCAGCGGAUUCUAGGUUUAGCUCUACUCCUGCAGCUGCCGUCAUGAACGCACCGUACCAGGCUGGCCAGAGCCCUUAUGUGGAUGUCGGAACCAACCAGAGGCCCAGAGGAUACGAUGCCUUUGCUAACCAGGCUGCUGCCGCCGCCGCUGCACAGCAGCAGGCUUAUGCCACUUCUGCACCUUCGCAACCCGGUUACCCGGCCACUGCUGCUUACCAAUAUUCAGGUCAGGCUCCUCCUGCGGGCUACGCAAUGCAGCCCCAGGAUCCCUUCUAUGGUCGUGGUGCGUAUAGUGGAGGACCCGUUGGGCAAGUUCCCAUGAGGAUGACGUACUGA